Nicrophorus vespilloides is the source of this 2672-nucleotide messenger RNA. RefSeq names its product vam6/Vps39-like protein (gene Vps39). The coding region runs from base 83 to 2605 and encodes 840 amino acids. NCBI's taxonomy places the organism in Eukaryota, Metazoa, Arthropoda, Insecta, Coleoptera, Silphidae. The transcript is spliced from 10 exons. The record is from RefSeq and is a predicted model, not a curated record. Gene Ontology annotation, molecular function: protein binding. Gene Ontology annotation, biological process: autophagy; intracellular protein transport; endosomal vesicle fusion. Gene Ontology annotation, cellular component: membrane; cytoplasm.
UGUUUACAAGUGUUUAUACUGUGUAUUAUUACGAAUAUAUGCUUAGUGAAAUAAAACGAUAGUUGAUAAUAAUCGUUACAAUAUGCAUGAAUCAUAUAGAGCAACAUCCCUGUUAAAACACAAUGGUCAAAUUGAAUGUAUCAGCUCUUAUAAUGAUAACUUAUUGGUUGGUACAAGGCAAGGACACUUGCUUAUGUACAACAUUGUGAAUACUGCAGAUGAUAAACUUGAUAUUCAAUUAAUGAGAUAUAAUAAAACAUUUAGUAAAAAACCAAUUCUACAGUUGGAAGUUAUCCCUGAAUAUAAUAUUUUGAUUUCGCUGACAGAUAAUAUUGUACAAGUGCACAACAUUUCUGCAUUUAACUUCCCAAUAAUAGAAGUUUUAUCUAAGACAAAAGGAGCAACAUUGUUUAUAGUUGAUGUUGUUCAAGGUGUUUCAACAAAAUCAUACAACAUUUGCAUUGUUGUCAAAAGAAAAUUGCAACUUUAUUUCUGGGAUUCUAUGAAGCAAACAUUUACAAAGUUACAUGAUGAUAUUAAUUUAAUUGAAGUUCCUAAAACUAUUGGAUGGUGCCAGGGGACUGUGUGUGUUGGAUAUAAAGGAGAAUAUAUUUGCUAUGAAUUAAAUGGAAAACCUAAACCAUUAUUUCCGACUAGUAGUAACAGAACGACGGACCCGUGUAUAGUUAAAUAUUCGGAAACUACUUUUGCGUUGCUUAGAGAGGAUCAAACGGUUUUGGUUAACGACCAGGGAGAUGCAGAAAUUACCAAAUUGAUAAAAUGGUCUGAUGUGCCCAUCUCUAUUAUAUGGGAUAAACCUUACUUUUUGGCUGUACUGGCAGAUUCAAUAGACGUUCAAACUUUUGAUGAUGGUUUAAUACAAACUAUAGGCGAUUUGCCGAAAGUACGGUUUAUUUGUAAAUCAAAACAGGGAUUGCUGUAUACUGCUUCUAUAAGUCAGGUUUGGGUUUUACAAGCGGUAGACAUACCAACGCAAAGGAAAGCUCUGUUGGAAAAUAAGCAGUUUAAAUUGGCACUAAAACUGACGGCAAUUUACGAUGAAACCAAAGAGGAAAAAACUGAAAUUAUUAAUCACAUUCAAACGCUAUUAGCGUACGAUUUAUUCUCCAAGAAGCGGUUUCGUGAAAGUAUGAAGGAAUUUAUAAAAUUGCGUACAAAUCCGUCCGACGUGAUUAGAUUGUUCCCCGACUUACUUCCAAACCAGAUUGAAAAUAAUGAAUCAUCAUUUACCGAACGCGAAUGGGAAGAUGGCAUUCAAGCGUUAGUAGAAUAUUUAACUGAUGUUCGUUUACAAUACCACGUGCAAGAACAGGAAAAAGAUAAAAAGAAAGCGGAAAAUAAAAAUGCAAAUAUGAAUGAUCAAGCUGAUAAGGCGAAUCAACAGUUCUUACAAAUUAUUGAUACUACUUUAUUAAAAUGUUACAUUCGUACAAAUGAUGCUCUUGUAGCUCCACUAUUAAGAUCAAACCAUUGCCACUUGGCAGAAGCAGAGAAAACUUUGAAAAAGUACAACAAAGACAAUGAGCUUAUCAUUUUGUAUGAAACCAAGAAUCAGCACAGGCGUGCUUUAGAGUUAUUACAAAGUAAAGGGAACGUGGAGAAAACAGUCAAAUAUUUGCAACGUUUAGGUACAAAACAUAUAGGGCUUAUCUUAGAAUUUGCAGAUUGGGUGCUUUCCGGUUUUCCAGAGGAAGCGUUAAAGAUAUUCACUGAUGAUCUAUCAGAAGUGGAAAAUCUACCAAGGCCACGCGUUUUGGAUUAUCUGUUAAGAUCACAUCCAAACUUAGUUAUACCAUAUUUGGAAUACGUAGUGCAUACAUGGGCAGACUCGAAUCCGCUUUUCCAUAAUGCUCUUAUACAUAAAUAUCGAGAGACGUCUAUGUCGAGUGAUCCAGGUGCACGUAUCGCCAAAAAGAAGUUAUUAGAGUUUCUAGUCACCUCCAAAUAUUAUAAACCAGACGUCGUUUUGGUUCAUUUUCCCGCCGAGAGUUUGCUGGAUGAAAGAGCAAUAAUUCUUGGGAAAAUUGGUCAGCAUGAACAGGUUCUUGUAAUCUACGUCAGAGCGAUGGGAGACGUAGACAAGGCCGUAAAUUAUUGCAAUACAUUGUAUGAUAACAAAGUGCCUGGCUGCGAAAAUGUAUAUGUUUCGCUUAUAAAAUUGUUAUUGGAUCCAAAUAGUUUAACGUCAGACCUAUCCGAUGUUACGCUGUCCCCGAAAACUGCACAACCUGAUGUUGAUACAGCAUUGCAGCUUCUCGAAACCUAUGCAUUUAGAGUGAAUUCUUUAAAUUGUUUAAAUAUCUUGCCGGAUAAUUUACCCAUCUCGAGAAUAUCGCGUUUUCUGCAAAUAGCUUUACACGAAUCAAUAAAAGAACGCAGAAGAAUGCAAUUGUUGAAGGGUCUUCUGUACGCAGAGCACUUGCAAUGCAGAGAAUUGCGAUUGCGUUUGGAAAGCCAGAGCACAUUAAUUACAAAUUUAAAUAUUUGUCCAGUCUGCAAAAAGCGGUUUUCAAAUCAAAGUGCACUAGUGCGUUACACCAAUGGCGAUGUCGUACAUUAUUCAUGCCAAGAUAGAAAAAUGUGAUAAGAUUUAAAUGAAACAAAAUAUAUUUAAAAUAAUGUAAUCCGCUUAUUGAAUAAAAUAACAUUUA